This is a messenger RNA of Laccaria bicolor S238N-H82, 1083 nucleotides long. RefSeq lists its product as uncharacterized. The transcript is spliced from 9 exons. Bases 13 to 1026 code for a protein of 337 amino acids. Gene Ontology annotation, molecular function: oxidoreductase activity. NCBI's taxonomy places the organism in Eukaryota, Fungi, Basidiomycota, Agaricomycetes, Agaricales, Hydnangiaceae. The record is from RefSeq and is a predicted model, not a curated record.
GUUUGCCUCCAAAUGUCAAUGCAGGCAGUACUCAUUAAGGACGGCAAGGGGCCUGUGGAGAACCUCUACAUCGGGGAAACCUCGAUUCCAACUCUCCAACCCGGCCAGGUGCUAGUCAAGGUGAAGGCUUUCGGUCUAAAUCGUAUGGACAUAUCGCAACGCGAAGGACAUUACCCACCUCCGCCAGGUUCCUCAGAUAUAUUAGGGGUGGAAUUCUCUGGGGUUGUCAGCAACGCCGGCACUGAUAUUUCGGAGUGGAAGGUUGGAGAUGAGGUUCUAGGCCUCGUAGGAGGGGGUGCCUAUGCCGAGUACAUUGCCGUCUACCACACACAUUUGCUCAAAAAGCCCAGUCACUUAACGUGGGUCGAAGCUGCCAGUAUUCCGGAGAAUUUCCUAACGGCAUUCCAGGCACUGGUUUUAGUCGGGAAAGUAACGGAAGGUGACAAUGUUCUCAUUCACGCGGGUGCAUCCGGCGUGGGGGUGUCCGCCAUCCAAUUGGCUCGCGUGUACGGCGCACACACUGUAACAGCAACGACGUCCACGCAAGAAAAAAUUGACUGGCUCUUAAACCUCCCAAAUGGAGCUACACAUGCCGCCAACUAUAAAACGGAGGAUUUCGCUGCUGUUGUUAAAAAGGUUACUCAAAAUAAAGGAGUCGAUGUUGUCAUCGACUUUGUUGGGCAGAGCCAUUUCAGUCAGAAUAUCGAAGCGAUGGCGGUGGAUGGAAGAAUGACAAUGCUUGCCCUCUUGAGUGGGGCGGUCGUUGAUAAAGCAAACUUAGCCCCGAUAUUGUAUAAACGGCUUCAUAUUGAAGGGUCUACCCUUCGUUCGAGGACCUUGAAAUAUCAGGCUGAACUAAUUGCUCAGUUCAAACAAGAAGUUUUUGGGAAGAUCACGUCGCAAGGCGGUGAUGGGCCAGUUCGGACCUACAUUCACAAGGUUUUCCCGUGGUCCGAGAUUCAAGAAGCACACAAGGAAAUGGAGACCAACAAAAAUGCAGGCAAAAUCAUAGUGGAGGUAGUCUAGACUGAGUUAUUUCUUGUUCGCAGACGAAAUCAUUCUCUGAAAUCACGAUGAGUCGCC